Messenger RNA from Diachasmimorpha longicaudata, 3799 nucleotides. RefSeq lists its product as uncharacterized. The record is from RefSeq and is a predicted model, not a curated record. The coding region runs from base 1232 to 3730 and encodes 832 amino acids. The transcript is spliced from 10 exons. NCBI's taxonomy places the organism in Eukaryota, Metazoa, Arthropoda, Insecta, Hymenoptera, Braconidae.
AGCAGAAAAUCGUCGAAACAAACUUCCUGCUCUCUGGAUAGCUCCCGUGACUUUACGAGCCGCUUCAGACGUUUUGAACACGAUAUGGACGGAUUGAACGUUCAUCAUGACGAGACUAAUUUUAUAUUCCCCCCGUACGGUACAUAGGUGAUCGGUAAAAUUAACGAACGUCGAAGGACACCUAUUUCCGAGGAAAUUUUCUGUCAAUGACAAUGAGUAGUUUGUCAUUUUUCUUUGAGCUCCCGAAAGGCAAAAAUAAUCGUCGAUUGAGCUUGUAGAAUCCUCGGUGUUAUGUUUUCCGGAUUCAUUGGGUGUCCUAGGAGCCCAAACUUCUCAUACCGACGGCCUUCACAGUAUUUCACACGGAAUUCGGAUGAUCGACGUCGAACUGAACGUGUCGAGUGACGCUAUACCAGAAAAAAAUGAAAUACAACAAUAAUAUGAGCGUAUUCUCCAUAAAAUGCGAGUUCAGUCCGUUCAUGAACCUGCGGGGACGGUUGUACGACAAGAGAAAAGAAAUUAUCAACAAACUGUCAUUCCUCAUAGUUAGAAACACGACAUUCAAUAGUCAAAUUUCAUUCAUGUCCUGUGAUCACAAGAGUUGACUAUUGUGCAUUCGAAUAUUCAGUUGACCAGAUUUCGUUCAUACGCCGUCUGAAACGGCACAUUUGGAGCUCAUAGGGGCACGGAAAAUAUCAAGAGACCAGGAAACCUGAAGAGGUUGCACUGCGACAUUUGAUUUUUCUUGAUGUUACAUUGAUCAUUAAUGCGUCAAUAUGGAGAAGGAACAUCUAAGUGGAGGAGGAAACCCCUGCGCUCUUUUGCUUUCCGGAUACUUCCCAUGUUUCUACGAGCUCUAAGCGUUCCAUUCAAGAUGUUCAACAUGAUAUUUGGAGGGGAUUAAUUCCCUCAAAGCCCCCUCUUUUAUUAAUUUUAAAGAGGCUAUCAACAGGUGAUUGUAACGAUAGAUUAAUCAUGAAGAUUUGAAGAUCUCCAGUAUUAUGGGUAAAUCUACGUGGUACAAACGCAAUGAGCGCUGGAGGAGUCACUACAGGACAAGCUUACUCAUAUGGGAUAACGUAUCUUAUCACUGAUAGUGAUAGAGUAGAAUUUGGUGUGGCGUCGGAAAGAUGAGAGAUCUAUGAUUUGAUAACAAUUACAACAAUAGAUUGUAUCGAGGGUCCGGAGGACUAACAACAUUAAUUGAUCGGUGAUCAAAUAUCGAAUUGAAAUGAAUUUUAUGAUAUUCGUCGCCCUCGUAGGCGUAUCUCUGGUGAAAGCCCAGGAGAACGCGCAGAGCAAAGUAUCUGAUGGACUUUUGGAGUGUUACAACAAUACGUUUGCGCUAUUGAAGGAGAACCGGCUACCUCAUAACAUGCAUGCCUUCAUCGCGAUCAUUCGAAAGAUCGAGGAAAAUCCUGGAGUAAACAUGGACUUGCGCCAACUGUCAGUGGCAUUAUUGCACAGGUUUCGUCAGGAUGGAAUUAUCAUAAGUCCAGAAGCUUUCCCUCAGGAAGGCGUGACCCCCUAUGGAACGAAAGGACUACAAUCUCACAGGCACACGCAAAUGCUGAGGAUGAUCCCCGGAAAUGCUGUGACAUUCAAUAACAAUAGUAUAACUUUAAUAGAAAGGUGUACCCUUCACUCGAUGGUGUCCAGCUCCAUUGACACACUCCACCGUGAAGAUGAGUCCUCCACAUGUCGUUUAGAGAAUCUCGACUACCGUUUGCCACGCGUCAAAAGGAGAAGUCUUCGUUCCCGUCGCCAUUCCCAAAAGCCACCUAACGACGUCGAAACUCUCACCCCAGAGGCGAUUGAGGAUCUUAAAAAGACCAGUAGAGAUGCCGACUCUUUUGAUCCAAACUCCUGGUAUCCACCACUUCCCUCCAACCACCCAGACAGUGCUCGCUACCAGACACCUACAGAGACUAGUAAAUGUCCCUCAGAAUCAGGUGUCAUUGAAACUGAUUGGGGAGUAGUCUCCGGAGGACCUCUCCUCGCUGGAAUAGCCGCAGCUGUGCAGCCUCAGAACGUCAGGAUUAGCGAUUUAAUGAGAGCUGAUUGGGAAAAUAAGGGUUCACUCUCCUCUAGUAUCACCUUGGAUAAUAAAUGGUUAGCGACAUUGGCAGGCGACUUGGUAGAAGUUGCACUUCGUCAAGGACCCAGCAAGGAACCAUACAAGAUUGGAACCCCAGGACAUUGGAACUCGUCCCAGACUCCCAAACACUACUUCCUUAAUACGGCUCAAGGAUUGGAAUUUACUGGAGCCGAAGUCCGAGGGGAUCUUGAUGGCCUUAUCCUGGCCUCAAACAUCGCUUCAUGGUAUUCAAAAAUUCCCACAUUGAAACUCUCCCAAAUAUUUGACAUGUAUUACAACGAUCGAGGUGUCUUCAAUGACACAAUCAGAGCCUGUAAUCGAAGAAAUUUACUGACCACCGUUGCUCCCAACGACACCACUUGUGCCCAAACUUAUCGAGCAGCAGUGGUCCUCAAUUCGAACACCAAAUUACCCAUUGGAACAGUCUCAGAUGAAAAAGUCGAAGAAUUUUCAGUUCAAGCUGUCAACGAACUGUUCAAAUUUAUCCCGUCCUCGAUGAAUAAUGACAAAUCUUGCAGCCAGACCAAUCCAACUAAGAAUUUAUUCCAUCGAAUGGCUGUGGACCUAACGAUUAUUUUGGACACCAAUUGGCCAUUCGCAUCUAUCAAACCAAUUUUACACAACAUUUUGGAAAAAUCCGAGAUAAACAGAUUUGCGAGCAAUUUCUCAGUGAUUAAUGCAGCUAAUGGCUCAACAAUAUUCAGUAGCUCUCACAGUAUUCUCGAUUUUUAUGCAUUUAAUGAAAGCAGUUAUAAAGCUUUGAAGCGUGGAUUCGAUCUACCAAAAUCGUUAGAUGUGUUGAAAACUUUAGAGGGACAAAAAUUAAAUGCUGAGAGGGAAAAAAAUGUGGGUGGCGGAAGGGCUGAGGUAGUGUUAAUUGUUCCAUGGAGUAGUUCCUCACUUUCCGUCAUCGAUAAAGAAUAUUCGUUGAAAAAAAUUUGGGAAAUGAGAGAGGAAACGCCGGAUGUUAAUAUUUUAUUCAUGACUGCUGGAUUUAAGGAAAGAUGGACGGAUUUGGUGAGAGAGGGACAGGAUAUCGUUUCUGUGGGAACUGGCACGAGAAAAGAGGCUGUUGGGCCGAUUGAUGAGCUUGUGAAUCGAAUGAAGAGAAUCCCCAAACGUUUGAUCAACUCGCGGUGUGGAUCGGAUUAUUCUGGUGGCGAAGGAGCAGCUGCAUUUGAAGAUUAUUUGGAACCUUCUGGAGUUCAGUUUUAUAGACUACAUCCGAAUUAUUUUUAUAAAACUGAUGAGAGUGAUACACCUACUGUGACGGUUCAUGGGGUGAGUGGCGUCAAUCUGAAUGUUUGCUCGUCGAGGAAUCCUUUGAAUAUUAAUGCCAGUGAAUCUACAACCUGCGUUCCUGUCAAUGGUGGUAGUCAUAGUUUUCCUGUCAACUGUGUGGGAAAUGAAUACAUUCAUAACUGCAAUCCACUUCAUUUGUCGAUUACUGUUGGAAACAAAACCAAUGGAGAAUCUUAUUCUUGUACAGAUGCAAAAUACUGCCGAUUUCCGGAUAUGAUAAAGAUAUCCUUUUCUUAUGAACAAUUGGUUUGCACUAGUGAUACGUCUUCCAUAAUAUUUUCGCCUCUUCUGAUUUUAUUAUUAACAGUUUCAAUUAUUCGACUUCAUUAAAUUUUGUUCGCCAGUAGAACCGCGCUCCAAUAUUUAUACCUCGAAUUAAACGCUUCACACGUCGAUCCC